GUCGGAGCGCAGUCGCGCUUAUGGGCGAGACACACUUUCUGUUUUUUUUUUUUUUUUUUUUUCGCACCAAUCGCCAAGGAAACGCUCCCGCGCUGAAAUGAAGCACAGCCUGGUCUUCAGCGCGGAUUGACACGGAAACUUUUACGAUGGCCGCAGAGGCGCAAAAGUAGCCGCAAGAGAUAGAGAGAGAGAGAGAGAGAGAUAGAGAGAGAGAGAGAGAUAGAGAGAGAAGGCUCGCCACCACACGCACGCGCAGGGCUAGAAUGUACGCGCUCAGAGCCCACUGCAGUUUCUAACAGCAAGACGCUUUUUUUUUUUUUUUUUUUUUUUCCCUUUCACAACCGAGUCGGCCUCCUGAAAACCGUUUUGUUUUUGUUUUCUUUUUUCCUUCCACCUCUCCUGCUUUUCCAGUCGCAACUCUGUGUUCGAGCCUGUUGUUUUGCACCGGUGAUAGAGAAUAAUUAUGGCGGGGAAAGGGACAUCACAAGGCACGGGAAUACUGCUGGUGACGGCCAACGUCGGCUCUCUCUUCGAGGAUGUCAGGGGCAUGGCGGAUCCGGAUUCUAUCCGAGGAACACCGGGCAUGAGUGGGAAUACACCCUGGAUGGGGUGCCAGUCCAUCGCAGGGCACCGUGCACACACACAUUCACACACUUAUUCACACCCACAGGCUACUUAGCAUAGCCAGCCCACCUUCCGGCAUGUUUCUGAGAGAUGGGAUGAAGCCAGAGAACACUGAGGAAGUAUACACGGACACCCUAACCCUAAUCAUAGUUAAUUAAAACCAGUGUCAGUUUAUUUUUAUAACCAGCCUCGCACUCCUCAAUAAAAUGAACAGUGUAUGUUCUUUGUUCUUUUAAGAGAUUCGUGGUUUCCCUUUUUGGUUAUUUAGACAUUUACAUUAAUGGCAUUUGGCAGAAAUCCUUAUCCAGAGUGACUUACAGAAGUGCUGUGAAGUCUCAAUCAGUAAAUACCUCCUGAUACUGGUUCACUAGGUCAUGGACUAAGACUACUAUCUAUCUAACAAGCUGUGGACUUGUUGUUCGAUGUUACCUUUAGAGGGAACGCAGAACAAGAAUAUGUUAUAUGGCUUCUGAUAAUGUAAUGUACAAGAUGACCUGAAAACUUCUGACACAGUGUCGACUCUUCUUUUAUAACAUCUUUCUCCAUUUGCACAGCUCCGCACUUUGUGGCCAGAAUUGCAGAAUUACAAUUUUGCUGCCACUGCUGACAAUGAUAGCGUCCUUCCAAAGAGCCCGAAAACCUUCAGAAGACAUGGCUGCGGGAGUUCUAUCAGACGGUGCACACACACAAACCACACUUUGUGGCAUUACACUGUCAAGAAGUGGGCGGGAAAAAUUACGAGGAGUCCAUGGCACACGUGGACAGCUUCGUCAAAGAGUUACUGUCCAGCGACGCCAUGAAGGAGUACAACAGAGCCCGUGUCUACCUCGACGAGAACUACAAGUCCCAGGAGCACUUCACAGCACUAGGAAGUUGCUACUUUGUACACGAAUCCUUAAAAACCAUCCACCAGUUUGAUUUCAAAGCCAAGAAGUUCAAGAAGGUGGUUGGCAAAGAGAUCUACUCGGACACUUUAGAGAGCACGUCCAUGCUGGAGAAAGAGAAGUUCCCUCAAGACUACUUUCCUGAGUGCAAAUGGUCCAGAAAAGGCUUCAUCAGGACUCGCUGGGCUCUGGGGGACUGUGCCUUUGACCUGGUGAAUAUUCACCUGUUCCACGAUGCUUCCAACCUGGUGGCCUGGGAAAACAGCCCUUCUGUCUACUCAGGCACACGACAGAAAGCUCUCGGCUAUGUUCUGGACAGGAUCACAGAUCAGCGUUAUGAGAAGCUGCCAUAUUUCCUCUUUGGUGAUUUUAACUUCAGGCUGGACUCAAAGCAGGUUAUAGAGAGUCUGUGUUCUACAGCCACCAUGCAGACGGUUCGAACUGCAGACACCAACGAAGUGGACAAGCUCAUAUUCCGCGAGUCUGACAAUGACCGCAAGGUUGUGCUACAACUCGAAAAGAAGCUUUUUAACUACAUUAACCAGGAUGUUUUCCGGGAAAACAAUGGAACGCUGCUAUUAGAGUUUGAUAAAGAGAAGGCUGUCUUUAAGGAUCGUCUGCACGAGCUGGAGAUCUCCUUUCCUCCCAGCUACCCGUACAGUGAGGACAGCAGUCAGGGGAAGCAGUACAUGAAUACGCGAUGCCCUGCCUGGUGUGACCGCAUCCUCAUGUCUUCUUCUGCCAAAGACCUGGUUGUAAAGCCAGAGACUGAGGAGAAGUCAAUAACAUAUGACAAUAUAGGGCCCAAUGUCUGUAUGGGGGACCACAAGCCUGUUUUCCUGUCCUUUCGAUUAACCACAGGGGCAGAUAUAUGCUGCCAAAGAAUGGAGGGGAUUUCACCACAAGCGACCCUGUGAGAAACUCUGAGACAGCUGGACACACACACACUCUCUCUCACACACUCACAGAAAACCCUGAUAAGACUCUUCAGCAGGACUGACCAGUCGUAGUGACACAAGUGCAAGCCAUCACACCGAUAGAAAUGGCAGCAUGUGCCCAAGAGUGAUUUAAGAUUCAGGAACACACACCGAACAUCAAGCACACACACACGCACACACAAAAAACACAGCUCAUGCCGCUCCCUUCUCUCCUUGGACACUUCUCCUGCAACCUUUUCCCAGAACACCAACACAGUGACAAACAACUUAAAGGACAACUCUUCUUAUGUGACAUAGCCUUGUUGCCAAAACUCUAAUAGAAAAUCAGAAGUACUACAUAUUUUAAAGACAAUACUUGCGAUUUUUAGAUAUGCCUCUACAUUAUAGAAGAUACUUCCAUAUCUUGUGUAAGAUGUUUUAAGAAGUGCAAUGCAAAAAAGAUGUUGUAUAUGUAUAGUGUUAGGUUUAUUUGUACAUUGGAUUAUUAUAUAGUGGUGUUGAUGUUUUUUAGUGCUGUUUUCUUUCUCUUUUGGCGAGCUUGUGCGGUCUUUCUCUGUUGGAUUAGAUUAGGGUUUUUUUUUAAGCUCAUUUCAGCAGUUCACAUUAGUUUGCUUGAUUUCCUUUCCUUUCUUUCCUUAGGCUCUUUUGAUUUGUCCUUGCUGACUCGUGUGCCCAGCACACACUGCCAUGUCUCUGACAUCCACCAAGUCUCAUUUUAUAUACUGUACUUUUUAAAGAGAUAAUAAUUUAUGAUUCUUACCAAAAUGAUUACACUGAGGUAUGGAUAGAAACCUGCCGCUUGUCAGCUGAACCAUUUGAAUAGUUAUAGUUAUAUAUUAAAACACACAUCAUCUGAAGUGCACCUUUUCUGCAGUCAUAUGAUUUUCAUGUAGCCUAUCUGAGCUAUUCUAACCAGUGUCAUAGGCCAUGCAAGUAGCUAUAUAAGAUAUUGUUUCAUAUAGCAGUCUCACUUGGUUAUUGCAUUAUUAUUCUUAUCCUAACUUAUUUCUGUGUAAUAAUAUGGUUCUGAAUGUGAUAUUUUAGAUAGGCUUGGGUAUCUUUAAAAAAAAAUGUAAACUUUUUUUGUUUAAGUUUUUUUUUUUUUUUUUUGUUACUGCGUCAUGGUGCCGAAUAUUGUACACAGCAGACAAGUGUGUGUUAAGAAUUUGUGAAGUCGGUAGGAGGAAACCGGUCGCUUUUCAUGGUCACGCCGUAAACCGCAUACUGCUGGAGUGAAUAGUGUUCCAAAAUACGCCACGCUGUUUUGAGACACACUUUAGAGUGGUGUAGUGUGCGGUUUGGGACGUGGCCUGAGUUGCUCCAUCUAUUUCAUCAUUAAUCCUGUCUCGCUGCUCGUUAGAGCUUUAAAAUGGCGAUUAGCAGCCGGCCGACAUUUCCUCAUAUCGAUUUUAAUUUAGUACACUACAUAGUUCACAGGCCGUGUGAAGCAGGUAGUUUGAUAUUUGGAUUUCUUUAUUUUUUCCUCAUUUAAAUCACCGUAAGUGAGAAUGAAUUUACAGCAAAAAUUCAUGUCGUCUUAAGAGUGGCUUCCCAAACUGGCAUAGCCUACUAAAUAGUGUCAAAAUAGUGCGCUAACUAAAAUGUGAAAUAGCCUACUACUUUGACAUUGCAGGCCUAUUUAUUGCAUUAAUGUGAGGUUUUGGGAGAAAUUAAGACGUUAUUUAGACGACACGAAUGUAUUUUAUUAGCCAAAAACUUCGACGUACUGUUUAGUAGUAGCCUACUAUUUAGUAGGGUAGUAUGCCAUUUUGGACACUGCUCAGUAACCUUUCCCCUUCCCGCCGGUCACGUGAUGCGCUGUGUUUCCCUCUGUAAUAGCAGAUAGAGAUUGAGCUGCAUGGGUGGCCUGGCCUCUUCAAGCAAUAAAUCCAUUAGAACUGAACAA
Pangasianodon hypophthalmus (striped catfish) is the source of this 4352-nucleotide messenger RNA. It is a transcript of the gene inpp5a, whose product is annotated as inositol polyphosphate-5-phosphatase A. The transcript has 17 exons. Bases 1373 to 2425 code for a protein of 350 amino acids. Lineage: Eukaryota; Metazoa; Chordata; Actinopteri; Siluriformes; Pangasiidae. The record is from RefSeq and is a predicted model, not a curated record. Gene Ontology annotation, molecular function: inositol-polyphosphate 5-phosphatase activity. Gene Ontology annotation, biological process: phosphatidylinositol dephosphorylation.